Messenger RNA from Solea solea (common sole), 3320 nucleotides. It is a transcript of the gene plod2, whose product is annotated as procollagen-lysine, 2-oxoglutarate 5-dioxygenase 2. Gene Ontology annotation, molecular function: procollagen-lysine 5-dioxygenase activity; L-ascorbic acid binding; iron ion binding. Gene Ontology annotation, biological process: peptidyl-lysine hydroxylation. The transcript is spliced from 20 exons. Lineage: Eukaryota; Metazoa; Chordata; Actinopteri; Pleuronectiformes; Soleidae. Gene Ontology annotation, cellular component: endoplasmic reticulum. Bases 412 to 2682 code for a protein of 756 amino acids. The record is from RefSeq and is a predicted model, not a curated record.
UAGCUGCCUCCAGCUUGCCAAAGUACACGUUUACACGGAGAAAUCACCGAUGCUCUCAGUCCUCCUCCAUGUCUCUCUGCUCAUGGUUGGGCUGUAACUUCACCAGGAGCCCAAGUGGCUGCAGUUGCAAUUAAGGAACCACGCCUGUUACUCUCUAAUUUCCCUGAAUUGCAGUACUUAUAGGACCUGUGUCUGCCUGGAGCUGAGAGAAAGCUGUGUGAAGACCUGCUUCUUCUUUUUUUUUUUCCACAGAGCGUGAUCUCCAUCAGAAGUUUGUUUUUUUAUUGUAUUUAUUAUUUUUUCUUAUUUAUUAUUAUCAACGACCCCUCCAGGGUUGAUUUUCGUUGUGGGUCCGGGAGGCACUCAUCCAGACGCUCUGUCCACGGACGCGCACAGCAAACAACAACAGCCAUGGAGUACCUCAAGUUUUGUUUUGUGUUUUCAUGCUGGGUGAAGUUUGCAAACUCUGUCUUCUCCACCGAUACCCCUCAGGCUCCUGCGCCUAUCCCUAAAGAUAAAUUGCUAGUCUUAACCGUUGCAACACAGGAAACAGAUGGCUUCCUCCGCUUUAUGCAGACUGCAAACUAUUUCAACUACACUGUGAAGGUGUUGGGAAUGGGAGAAGCAUGGAAGGGUGGUGACGUAGGUCGAUCUAUCGGUGGAGGGCAAAAAGUCAGACUACUAAAGGAAGCCAUGGAGGCUCUGGCUGAUCAGGAGGAUCUUGUUGUCCUGACCGUGGAUAGCUAUGAUCUUAUCUUUGCUGGGGGACCAGAGGAGAUUCUCAGGAAGUUCCAACAGGCCAAUCACAAAGUGCUCUUCGCCGCAGAGGGAAUCAUAUGGCCAGAUACACGACUAGCUGACAAGUACCCAACCGUCCGCAGUGGCAAGCGCUACCUCAACUCUGGGGGUAUAAUCGGCUAUGCCCCGUACAUAAACAGAGUAGUUUCACAGUGGAACCUCCACGACAAUGACGACGACCAGCUCUUCUACACUAAAAUAUAUUUGGAUCCCUUACAGAGACAAACACUUAACAUGACUUUGGACCACAAGUGCCAGAUUUUCCAGAACCUGAAUGGGGCAGUUGACGAAGUGCUUCUCAAGUUUGGAACAGACCGCGUGAGAGUCAGAAACACAGCAUAUGACUCUCUGCCAGUGGUCGUCCAUGGCAACGGAAACACCAAAAUGUACUUGAACUACUUGGGAAACUAUGUACCCAAUACAUGGAACUAUGACCACGGGUGCAGCCACUGUGAUGAUGAUGUUGUGGACUUGUCUGAGUUAAAAGAGUAUCCAUAUGUGCUGGUUGGAGUGUUCAUUGAGCAGCCUACUCCGUUUCUUCCCGAAUUCUUCCAGCGGCUGCUGACACUGGAUUAUCCCAAGGAUAAACUGAAAGUUUUUGUGCACAACAAUGAGGUUUACCACGAGAAGCACAUCCAGAAAUUCUGGGAAGCGAACAGGAAUGUGUUCAACACUUUCAAGGUUGUGGGACCAGAAGAGAAUCUGAGCCAAGGAGAGGCCAGGAACAUGGCCAUGGACGAAUGCCGAAAGGAGAGCACAUGCGACUACUACUUCAGCAUAGACGCUGACGUUAUGCUCACCAACAGACAGACUCUGAAGCUCCUCAUCGAGCAAAACAGAAAAAUAAUUGGUCCUCUUGUCACUCGUCACGGCAAGCUGUGGUCCAACUUCUGGGGAGCCUUGAGUCUGGAUGGUUAUUAUGCUCGCUCUGAAGAUUUUGUCGACAUUGUGCAGAGGAAACGCAUGGGCGUGUGGAACAUUCCUUUCAUGGCACAUGUUUACCUUGUCAAGGGCAGCGUCUUGAGGAACGAAAUGAAAGAGAGGAACCUCUUUGUUCUGGAGAAACUGGACCCGGAUAUGGGUUUCUGUAGAAAUGCUAGAGAACUGACCAGUCACAGAGAAAAAGACUCCCCUUCUCCGGAAUCAUUCCAUAUGCUCAGGCCCCCAAAGGGACUCUUCAUGUACAUAACAAACCGCCAUGACUUUGGGAGACUCAUUUCCACGGCCAAUUAUAACACUUCCCAUUACAACAGCGACUUGUGGCAGAUAUAUGAAAACCCUGUGGACUGGAAGGAGAAAUACAUCAACGAAAACUACACUCGAAUUUUUACAGAAAACUACCUGGAGGAGCCCUGUCCAGAUGUUUUCUGGUUCCCAGUGUUCUCAGAGACGGCCUGUGAUGAAAUAGUGGAGGAGAUGGAGCACUACGGUUCAUGGUCUGGAGGCAGACAUGAGGACCGACGGAUUGCCGGCGGCUACGAGACCGUACCCACAGAUGACAUCCACAUGAAGCAAAUCGGGUUCGAUAAAGAGUGGCUACACUUCAUCCGGGAGUUCAUAUCACCUGUCACGCUAAAGGUUUUCUCUGGCUACUACACCAAGGGUUACGCUGUGAUGAACUUUGUGGUAAAAUACACGCCUGGGAGGCAGUCAUACUUGAGGCCCCACCACGACUCCUCGACUUUCACCAUCAACAUCGCCCUCAAUAAUAAAGACUCAGAUUUCCAGGGCGGGGGCUGCCGCUUCCACAGGUAUAACUGCUCCAUAGAGUCGCCGAGGAAAGGCUGGAGCUUCAUGCAUCCAGGGCGGCUGACUCAUCUCCACGAAGGCCUGCCCACCACCAACGGCACCCGCUACAUCGCCGUGUCCUUCAUCGACCCUUGAACCCUCCGACGAUACUGUAAAUUAGUCUUUUGACUUGGCUUUGCUUUUUUCUUGUUUUUGUGCCCCAGAUGUUUUGCCUGAUGCGAUUCUUUCUUAAAGGAGUAUUGCAUUGAAAAAGAUCUCUGUCAAACAGAGUGUAGAGUAAAAAACUAUUCACACACUAAAAUACACAAAUGACUAAAAUGCUAGCAAGGUAAAGUACUUCACUUUCAGAUAUUUGGAUUUCGAUUGAAAACCAUGACCGUAGUAGAACUUACAGGAACUGUAUCAUGACCUUUAUGCACAAACACACACUGGUGCCUUUCCUUGCAAUUAGCUGUGCAAUCAGAAAGCUAUUUCUGUUUCAGGUAAAGCCGUAGCAAAAAAUGCAUUUAUACUGUAAAAAAAAACAAAACAAAAAAUACUCGACAUUGUUUCAACAAUUACUACUGGUGCUUAUCAUCAUCAUGUUUCUGCAUUUACACUUUAAGUUAUCAAUCUUUGGGGUGUGAGUUGAGGUGAUUUUGUCGUCACCUAAAAACAUAUGCAUGUGUGAUUUUACUUCCAAGUUGGAUUUGUGCCCAGUGAAAAAUAAGUAUAUUUUUGUAAUUUUGCACAGAAGGAAAAAAUAAAUAAAUAACAAAAGCAGCGGAACUCAA